AUGCUGGCAAUAAACAAUCUCACCUUUUUUUACAUUUCUGAUUACUUGCAAUUUACAAGCGAGAAAAAUCAAGUAAUUCGUCAGUUAGGUGAUUUGGCAAGUAUUUAUUUAGAAGUUUAG
Molecule: messenger RNA, 120 nt
Organism: Racocetra fulgida
Lineage: Eukaryota; Fungi; Glomeromycota; Glomeromycetes; Diversisporales; Gigasporaceae
Source: the annotation of a GenBank genome assembly